This is a messenger RNA of Penicillium chermesinum, 312 nucleotides long. RefSeq lists its product as uncharacterized. The record is from RefSeq and is a predicted model, not a curated record. The transcript has a single exon. Bases 1 to 312 code for a protein of 103 amino acids. NCBI's taxonomy places the organism in Eukaryota, Fungi, Ascomycota, Eurotiomycetes, Eurotiales, Aspergillaceae.
AUGACACCAAGCAAGAACAAGACCUCCCAAGACAGCUUGGAGAGGAAGAGCUUCAUCCCCCGAGUGCUGCGUUCCGCAUGCGAGUCUCGUCACGAUGUUGAGGGCGAACGGAUUUCCGAAUGCGGUAAUCCGGGUCGAUCUCAAGUGGGUUACCUGUACAACGUUUCCAUUCGAGAGUCAAUCAGAACGGAAGAUAAGCUCCGCCAAGGGCCCACGGAAGAAAACUCGAAGAAUCAACUGAUCAAAAGUUUGGGGCCGCACCCACUUCGCAUCCACUCUCCCUCCACUCCAGUUGCUGGAAGGCCACUGUAG